Messenger RNA from Argiope bruennichi, 1584 nucleotides. RefSeq names its product clavesin-2-like. Gene Ontology annotation, cellular component: membrane. The transcript has 6 exons. Bases 137 to 1027 code for a protein of 296 amino acids. Gene Ontology annotation, molecular function: phosphatidylinositol bisphosphate binding. The record is from RefSeq and is a predicted model, not a curated record. NCBI's taxonomy places the organism in Eukaryota, Metazoa, Arthropoda, Arachnida, Araneae, Araneidae.
UUACAAAAUAUUUAGUUUUAAAUUUCAAUAACCCAUUUUAAAAUACUUUGAAUACAGACACAUUGUUUGCAGGGUGAAAUUCCAUGGUGGUUGUUCUUACUCUCAUUUCUGUUUAGAAGAUUCUACUUAGUAAGACAUGUCUUCAUCCUACGAAGAACUCUUGGAACUCAAAAAUUUUCUGCCGUACCAUUUCGAUCACCUGACUCCUCGAAUGAUACAGAUAGCAAAGGAUGAGUUGAACGAAAACGAAAACAACCGUUCUUCUUCAAUCGAAGAACUUAGGAAAUUAAUUUUUAAGGAAAAGAACCUUCAGUGUCGCACCGAUGACGAAUUACUGCUGCAAUUUCUGAGAGCGAGGAGAUUCAACGUCAAGAAGGCAUUCGCUCGCGUUCAGAGCUUUUUCCAAGUGGCCAGCAAAAGCUUCUCGGAUGUCUACGCAAAUAUGGACGUCGAGAUUGCAAAAAAGGCCUUCAGGAGUGGAUUCUGCAGCCACCUUCCAUACAGAGAUAAAGAUGGCGCUGCUGUGGUAUUCAUCAAAAUGAGCAACUGGAAUACAGACGAGAUCGACGCUUUCGGUGCCUUGAACUGUGUUACUGCAGCGGUCCUCGCGGCUGUGGAUUAUCCGGCCACUCAGGUAUGUGGUCUUAAAGUUGUGGCCGACAUCAGAGGAACCACCCUACAACAUAUGAGGAGUCUCACACCCAGAUUUUUGUACCUGUUGUCCAAAGGUCUUCGAGAUACUCUGCCAAUCCAAUUUAAAGGCAUACAUCUUAUCAAUUCUUCAUCCAUAUUUCGAUGCCUUUGGGCUGUUAUCCAUAUUUUUCUAAGCGAAAAAAUGAGAAAGCGGGUCCACUUUCAUGACGACAGUAUGGAGAGCUUGCACAAAUUCAUCUCAAGAGAAAUUUUGCCCAAGGAAUACGGAGGAGAUUAUCCCAAAUUUGACCCAAUCGAGUUGGGUUCUGCGGAACUGGAGAAAUUCUUUCCCAAAUAUUUAGAACUAGCACGUGGCGGCUACAUAAAAAAUUAGAUACUGAAAAAAAAUUGGAUUUAAUACUGUAAUAUAUAUAUAUUUAUUUAGGACAUUGACUGAGAUAUGCGUGAAGAACAUUAUAAAACUGUGAAUAUAUCUUACUGGUAUAAAGAUUUCGGAACACAUAUCAUUUCACACCUAAGUAUGAAUCUGUGGCUUAGCAACUGGAAUGUAAGAAAGGUAAAGAUGUCUGUCCCAGGCGUUCUUAGUACAAGCACUGAAGAAAGAAGAUAGUGUUAAAUGCUUUUCUAAAGCCAAAAUGUGACAAUGGGCUUAAAAGUGGAAUGAAAUUAAAAGGUCGUAACAUGAUAAUAUUUUAAAUUUGAUUUGCCUAUGUUUAUAUAAUUUUUAAAUAUCAAAUCUGAAUUAUUAUGAUAACAUGCAUAUAAAAUUGCAUUUAAUAUCGCCGAAAUGUGUUUGCAGGAGAUAAAACAAUGAAAAUUUUAUAUAAAGUAUUUUUAUGUGUUUAACGUAAGUCGAAAACGUCGUUUACAAAACAAUCACAAAAAACGCGUACGUUAUUUAUUUCAAAAUAAAGUUUAUGUUUUAUAUUA